This is a messenger RNA of Purpureocillium takamizusanense, 2322 nucleotides long. RefSeq names its product Betaine-aldehyde dehydrogenase. Gene Ontology annotation, molecular function: aldehyde dehydrogenase (NAD+) activity. The transcript has a single exon. Bases 578 to 2095 code for a protein of 505 amino acids. The record is from RefSeq and is a predicted model, not a curated record. NCBI's taxonomy places the organism in Eukaryota, Fungi, Ascomycota, Sordariomycetes, Hypocreales, Ophiocordycipitaceae.
UGAUGAGGCAAGGGAACGCUAUUAAGCCCCGGCAGUGACAGCUGGAGAAGCGGUUGAUUCCCGUGCGCAUCCGUUUGGGACCUGGCGCCAGACGAAAAUCUGCACCCUCCUCCACUCGACCUGGGGCUCCGACACCGCCGUCGCGUGGUGGCAGGGCUCGGGCCUAGGGCGAGCUGGUGCAGCGAGACGCCUCGAGUAGUAUUGAAGAAAAUCAUCAGGACUGCCAGGGUAGUAUGGAACUACCCGUAGCAGCCCAGGGCGACCGGUUCCAGGCUGUUACAGUGAAGGUCACUCGUUGCCACCACAGCACGCCCAACCCCACCGAGGCUGCCCUGGCUGCUGAAGGUAGCAAGCCACCAACCGCCAGCGCUCGUCCGGUGACCUCACUGCCUGUCAAUGGACAUCAAUCCUCCCCGCUGUAAAGUCGUCCAUCUAUCAACCUGACGCCAAUAACGUCACACGAGCCUGCGCCCUGCCUUCAGCACCACAAGACGUCGUCGCCAAUAGCCCUUUCGUCUCGUCAAUCCCAUCGCGCGAUAUCCGUUCCCCGUGGAACGUCCUCACAUCGUCCGUCGCCAUGACUUUUUCUACCGAGAUCCAUACCUUCCACUCGGGCAAGCCCCAGCCCGCCUCGUCAGGAUCCUCAACCUUCACCUCGGUCGACCCUAGCACCGCAAAGCCCCUCGCCACCAUCUACACCACCACCCGCUCCCAGCUCGACGACGCCGUCUCCUCCGCCGCCGCUGCGUUCCCUAACUGGGCUGGCACCCCGGCCCCGCGCCGCGCUGCAAUCCUCCUCCGCGCCGCCGGCAUCCUGCGCGAGCGCAACGACGAGCUCGCCCUCACCGAGACGCUCGACACGGGCAAGGCCCUCUCCGAGACCACCACCGUCGACGUCGUCACAGGCGCUGAUGUCCUAGAGUACUACGCCCAUUUCGUCGCCGGGAGCAGCCCUGGCCAACACACGCGCCUGCGCGACGACGCCUUCGUCCUCACCACCCACGAGCCUCUCGGCGUUUGCGCCGGCAUCGGGGCCUGGAACUAUCCCAUCCAGAUCGCCUUGUGGAAGUCGGCCCCCUGCCUAGCCGCUGGCAACUGCAUGGUCUACAAGCCCAGUGAGGUGACGCCCCUGCACGCCAACACGCUCGCCCAGAUCUACAUCGAGGCCGGCGUGCCUCCGGGCGUUUUCAAUGUCGUCUACGGCGACGGGCCCGCCGUUGGCGCGCCCCUUGUCGCCCAUCCGGGCAUCGCAAAGGUCAGCUUCACCGGCCAGGUGAGCACCGGCAGCAAGGUCGCCAGCCAGGCUGCCAAGGACAUGAAGGCCGUCACCAUGGAGCUGGGAGGCAAGAGCCCCGUCGUCGUCCUGCCCGACGCCGAUGUCGACGAGGCCGCCGACGUGGCCAUGGCGGCGAACUUUUUUUCCACGGGCCAAGUUUGCACCAACGGUACCCGCGUCUUCGUCCCCGACGCGAUGCUGUCGCAUGUCGAGGAAGCUCUGGUCAAGCGCUGCCGCGAGGGUAUCCGCAUGGGCCUGCCGCGCGACCAGAAGACCAACUUUGGCCCCGUUGUCAGCGCCGCCCAGCGCGACAAGGUCAACAUGUACAUCAAGCACGGGCGCGAGGUCGACCGCGCGCGCGUCUUGUACGAUGGCAGCAAGGAGGCGCAGAGCGAGCGGCCCACGGCUGACGGUUACUGGGUGCCGCCCGUCAUCUUCUCCGACUGCACCGACGAUAUGCGUAUCGCCACCGAGGAGAUCUUCGGGCCGGUCAUGUGCGUCCUACCCUACGCGACCAAGGGCGACGGCUGGAAGGCCGAGCUGAUCCGGAGGGCCAACAACACUGCCAUGGGGCUGGCCGCGGGCGUCGUCUCGUCCGACGUCGGCGCCGCCCAGGACGUGGUGCGGCAGCUUGAAGCGGGCAUCACCUGGAUCAACACAUGGGGCGAGUCGCCUGCGGAGAUGCCCGUCGGCGGUUGGAAGAUGAGCGGCAUCGGGCUGGAAAAUGGCCACGAGGGCAUCCAGGCGUACAUGCGGACCAAGAGCACGCUGGUGCAGUUGGGCAAGGGCGCCUGCAAGGGGCUGUUUGCGAAGCUGUAGGGUAGGUGCUCGAUCCGAGCACGCGAGGGACUAACUGAUGGGAAUGUACAUAUAUCUACUUGUUGCAUCACAGCGUCUGGAAAAGAAUCAAAGGUGACCUUUCUUGGAUAUUAUUGUCGUUCAAGUUACUGCGUACUUGUUGCGUGUUGAUGUUGUGUGGUUGAUGCAGCCGUUGCUGUCUCGUGUCACGUACAUUGUAGUUUGGGUGCUGUCAAUUCUUAUCGCCC